UCUUCAGCUCAUGUUCAUUACACCAAACCUCUCUCUCUCUCUCUCUCUCUCUCUCUCACGCACACACACACACACACACAAUGGCGGUGAAGGAGAAUUCGAAUCCAACGGUCGGGAUCAACAAUCUCAGCUUCACCUACCCCGGAAUCGACGGCCAUCCUCCGCCUGGCUCCACCCCCCUCAUUCACGACUUCUCUCUCACUCUCCACCCCGGCAAUCGCUGUCUCCUCGUUGGAUCCAACGGCGCAGGUAAGACGACAAUUCUGAAGAUAUUGGGAGGGAAGCACAUGGUGGAGCCUCACAUGGUUCGCGUUUUGGGGAGAUCGGCUUUUCAUGAUACCGCUUUGACCUCUUCUGGUGACCUCUGCUAUCUUGGAGGAGAGUGGAGGCGAGAUGUUGCUUUUGCUGGUUUUGAGGUUCCAAUACAAAUGGAUGUUUCUGCUGAGAAGAUGAUUUGUGGUGUGUCGGGAAUUGAUCCUCAAAGAAGAGCUGAACUGAUCAAGGUUUUAGAUGUUGAUCUAUCAUGGAGAUUGCACAAAGUAUCAGAUGGUCAGAGAAGACGCGUGCAGAUUUGUAUGGGUCUGUUAAAGCCAUUCAAGGUACUUCUUCUUGAUGAAAUCACCGUUGACCUUGAUGUUCUUGCGAGGGCUGACCUGUUGAAGUUUCUUCGAAAGGAAUGUGAAGAGCGUGGUGCUACAAUUAUUUAUGCCACACAUAUAUUUGAUGGUCUGGAGGAUUGGCCAUCACAUAUUGUUUAUGUGGCUCAUGGGAAGUUGCAAUUAGCAAUGCCAAUGGAUAAAGUUAAGGAGACCAGCAAUUUGUCACUGAUGAGAACUGUAGAACAGUGGCUGAGGAAAGAAAGAGAUGAGGCAAGGAAGAGAAGGAAAGAAAGGAAGGCAAAUGGUCUUCCAGAAUUUGAGAAACAUGUUGAUGGCAGUCGUGUGACUGGCGAUCCAGCCCUUGCUGCUGCACGUGCAUUGAACAAUGGUUGGGCUGCGGGAAGGCUCAAUUCCACCAUUGCUGGUGAAGAGAAUUUUGUGUUCAGCUCAAACAGAGUACUAAGACAAUAAAUUGAAUCCAGCCGAAAAUAAUCCUCCAACUUGGAAUGCUUCAUUGGUAAGAGUUGGUUUAAGAUAUCCUCUGCCAUUGAUGCAUCACUUGGAUAUAUAGUUCUUUUUAUUUGUGCAAAU
Molecule: messenger RNA, 1190 nt
Organism: Camellia sinensis
Lineage: Eukaryota; Viridiplantae; Streptophyta; Magnoliopsida; Ericales; Theaceae
Gene: ABCI20
Product: non-intrinsic ABC protein 9
Molecular function (GO): ATP hydrolysis activity; ATP binding
Source: RefSeq, a predicted model, not a curated record